This is a messenger RNA of Auanema sp. JU1783, 840 nucleotides long. The record is from the annotation of a GenBank genome assembly. NCBI's taxonomy places the organism in Eukaryota, Metazoa, Nematoda, Chromadorea, Rhabditida, Rhabditidae.
AUGUCUUCUGUUUUCUCUUACGAAAUUCAAGCCAUAACUCCGGUUUAUACAAAGAGAGCAGAGUCUCCCGAAAACAUUCUUGAUCGUUCGACUUUUUUGGAAGAGUUCAAAACGGAUGCUUAUUUGGAGGAUUUUUAUAGUAGGAUUGAUGAGCCAGCGAUGCAGAUGGUCCUUAAAUAUUUGCCAAAUAUAGUUGCUCGUAUUGGGAAUAUAAAUCGUCUUCUGGAUUUCGGUGCGGGACCAACUAUUCAUGUGGCUGCUUGUUUCCGAAACUCAUCUGAUGAGAUAUAUCUUGCUGACUAUUUGCCACAAAAUCGUGAAGAGCUUAUCAAAUGGAAGAAUGGCAACUCCCAGUUUGAUUGGAGCAGCACCUUGAAAAUCAUUUUAACUCAAGAAGGGCAGGAUUGGACUACUCUCGAUAACGUCCAACUGUUGACCAGAAAGAAGGUCAGAUCUAUCCAUCAUUGUGAUUGUUUUGCAAACCCUUCCUUGGAAGCUCCAACAAUCCUAUUGGGAACAUUUGAUGUUGUCGUCACAAUAUUUUGUAUUGAAUAUUGUUGUAAUACAUAUGAUGAGUACAAGUCGGCCAUCAAAAAUAUUGCGGAUCAAAUUAAGCCCGGAGGCUAUUUGGUGAUGGGUGGAAUAUUGGAAGAAACGUGGUGCUCUUUCGGCGGACGCAAAUUCAGUUGCUUGUACAUUACCAAAGAAGACAUGCUGAAUGCUUUGAAUGAGGCAGGAAUUCGUAUUGUGAAAGACAAAAAGUGCAUGAUGUAUGAGAUAAACGGAAUGUUCAUCAUCUGCGCCAGGAAAGUUAGAGAUUCUGAUGAGUUCGAUGAGUAA